Messenger RNA from Trypanosoma conorhini, 1038 nucleotides. RefSeq lists its product as uncharacterized. Lineage: Eukaryota; Euglenozoa; Kinetoplastea; Trypanosomatida; Trypanosomatidae. Bases 1 to 1038 code for a protein of 345 amino acids. The record is from RefSeq and is a predicted model, not a curated record. The transcript has a single exon.
AUGGAGGUUGAAGGCGUGGUGCAGUAUAGACUGCUAGGCUCCCAUCCCGCUGCAUCUGGCCGUUACCACAGCUUUGGAUUUAGCGGCGAGACGGUGCCUCUAGAAGCACUGCUGCAGGCGGUUGUAAAGCAACACCAGAUAAACCUCACAAAGUACAAAUUUGAGGUUCGUCGCCUCCUGACGGCUGGUGCAGAGCGUCAGGAUUCUCAGACGGCACUGAAAGAUGCCACCAAUGACGUCCUACCGUUGGGGACUCUCUUACGCACCUACGACAGGAUUGCUGUGAGUGUCUUGCGGAGGCAUUACAUGGAUAGAGUCAAUUCGAGUGAUCAGCUGACAGAAGAAAACCUCCUAGAGCACGUAGAAGGUCUUUUACAAUCUGAAGAGGCCAUGAAGGAGUCCCAGGCGCCUUGCUCUUGCAAGCAAAAACGCAGCCGCGGCAGUGAAGAUACUGCUGACCCACAUGCCUUUAGUCGUGUGGCCGCCUUAUCAAACAAGGCGUUUCCUCUGCUUCCUUGGCUUCAGCGGCAGAGAAAUACUGACAUGGCACCACUGCCGAAACCAACUAGAGGGAAAUGUGUUUUGUGCGAGCUCGAAAGCCUUGAAGAGGUGGUGCUUGCAUGUUGUCGCUACUCGGCUUGCAGGCAAUGCCUGGAGUUGGCAAGGGCAAUGCUUACCAAUGAGAACGAGUGUGCCGUCUGCGGUGCUCUGCUCGCGAAGCCAAACGCCUACGCCACAGGGCGACGCACCACAACAGCACCUGUCAAACAGGAAGGAAGUUCCACAAGCCCCGUCAGCACUGCCGUACGUGGCGAACAGGCUGGGAUACACAGUGCCUAUCGACAAGAGGCCAAAACUGUAGGCAACAAGGACGGUGCAAAGGGACGCUUCUACGAACUUGUUGAAUCGAUAGAGAGCGACCUAAAGAAAAAUAUGGCACGUGUACUUUCUUUACUUGACGUUGCUGAUCCAAUCAAUCCAAAGGCGAAAGAAAAGAGAAAGGUGAGUGCAGCUCUUUCUUGCUUUGACGAGAAAUGA